AUGAAUAAAUUCUUUGAAAAGUGUGGCCAGCUUGAAAGUUUGGACAUCAGUCGCAUGCGUCUGUUUGAUAUGGAACCUGGAUUUCUGUACACAGUUCCAACGCUGGGACGCUUCAUUGUGUUAGAAAACGCACUGACCACAAUUAAUAUUUGUCCUACUAAUAAUGCAGUUGUUGCUCCCUUAUAUCACCUCGACAUUUCACGUAACAAGAUCAGCACACUUGAGUCUGGACAGUUUUCCUGCAUGGCUUAUUUGCGCAUCCUUAACUUGGCUGAGAACAGUAUUAGAAGUAUAGGAGAGUCUGCUUUCCAUGGACUGGGAAGUCUGGUGGAACUGAACCUGGCAAACAAUAAACUCAAGAUAAUAGAAACACAUUACUUCGAUCAUUUAGAUGAAGUGUCUUUACUCCACUUACUUGAGAAUCCUAUCCAAAGGAUUGAUGCAGGAUCUUUUAAAAUGUUAGUAUCUUUGCGAGAUGUCUCUCUUAGUGUUGUUACGUGGCGUUAUUUCCAUAUUGACCUUUGGGAAUUUGAGCCAGGGAUCAGGAUCUUAUCCCUAAAUACAAACGGGGGUGCAUACAUAAACAGUAGUAAUGCAUAUCACGCCAGCACCUUGCAGACUUUAUAUCUUUACGGGGGGUCUUUAGCAUCUACGUUUUUAUUUGAAGAUUGCGAGAGUGCGCCUGUGACCACAGUGAGGGAGCUUCAUGCUAAACGGGCAGUCACCCAAUGUUUUAAAAUGCAAAACUUAAGUACAUUUGCUGCAUUUACUAAUCUUGAAAAACUUUAUUUUCAAAGCCGCGCAGACUGGGGCGAGAAACUAGACUUGUCAAAGCUGGAAAAUUUGAAAGUGCUGUACUUAGAAGACAUAUCUAAGUCAAUAUUUGCCUACCCUAAGGAGUCUGAACUUCUUUUCAUGAACAAGAAGUCUUUGGAAAGUUUAAUACUCAGAAAUGCAGGUUUUUCUUAUUUUACUCAUUUGAUGUUUCAGGACUUAACAAAUCUGAAAAUGAUAAUGAUUCAGCGUCAAACUAUUUUAAGUUUGGAUUCCCAGAUGUUUCAGAAUUCCGUCAAUUUAAAAUACGUUUUCUUUUCUGUUGUUAUUUUCAAGUGCAGCUGUGAGAAUGCAUGGAUAAUUCGAUGGGCUGCAACAAGCAUGACAAUGUCAUUGAACUUUCAUUAUGAUACCUGCCUUGAUCUGUAUGAUCGGUAUCCAUUUGUCAAAUUUCUGGAUACAUGUGAUCAGCCCAUUGAAUUUACCAUUUUUGCACUAACAACUAGUUUUCUGUUAUUUUUUUUGGUGUUCUCACUUCUAUGCAAAAUAGAUGGUUGGUAUGUUGUUUAUUUCUUUUACAUAAUCCAGGUUUGGAUGUUAAAAUUAAUGGGCAGGAGAGCUAACAAGGUACAUUAUAAAUAUGAUGUGUUUGUUUCCUACAGCAGUAAAGAUGAACUUUGGGUUGUCACGGAGCUCCUUCCAAACCUGGAGCAGAAGGGACCAACUUUCCUCAAAGUGUGCCUCCAUAACAGGGACUUUGAGGCAGGAAAAGACAUUGUAGAUAACAUUGCAGACAGCAUCUAUAGCAGCAGGAAAACAAUCUGUGUGAUCACCCGUCACUACCUACGAAGUGAAUGGUGCUCCCUGGAGAUGAGAAUGGCCACUUACAGGAUGCUGGUAGAAAGCCAAGACUUCCUCAUUCUGUUGUUCUUGGAGAGAACCUCUCCCUUUGAGAUUUCUGCCUAUCACAGACUGGCAAGGAUGAUCAAGAAGAAAACAUACAUUAAUUGGCCAGAGGGACAACAUGAACAGCAACUUUUCUGGGUAAGACUGAAAGACACCAUAAUGAAAACAAAAAAUGAUGAUCAGAAACCUGAGAUAUAAUGUUCUUAUCUUUUCUGAAACAAACUAGUUCCUGGUUUAAAGCUGGUACUAGUAACCAAGGGUGGUGGGAGGGUCUAUCAUCGACGAUUGCAAACCCAAUUUUUUUUGCAGAUGGAGUUUAAGAUUACUUACUACCAUUUCUCCAGUCAGAUUCUAUCGCAAAAAAAAGUCCUCUCUUGGUUGAUUUAUUUAUGUUUUUUAAUCAGAUAAGGACAGCUGAGCACACUUGCUUACAUGGGACCUUCAGUCUUAAGUGACUUGCCCACAGUAAGAUGUUCUGCACAUGGGAAAGAGGAAUCAAACCCACAUCUAUAGGAUGAAACUUAUUAACAAUGACCACCACAUUGCCUCCAUUGUACAGAAGGCUUUCUACAUAGCCCACCUCAUAAGUAAAAGUAUUUCAUCCAGGAAUAAGGAGGUCAUAACAUCUCUGUACUCCUCCCUUA
This is a messenger RNA of Protopterus annectens (West African lungfish), 2324 nucleotides long. Its product is annotated as toll-like receptor 13. Bases 1 to 1878 code for a protein of 625 amino acids. Gene Ontology annotation, cellular component: membrane. Lineage: Eukaryota; Metazoa; Chordata; Ceratodontiformes; Protopteridae. Gene Ontology annotation, molecular function: protein binding; transmembrane signaling receptor activity. The transcript has a single exon. The record is from RefSeq and is a predicted model, not a curated record. Gene Ontology annotation, biological process: immune response; toll-like receptor signaling pathway; inflammatory response.